ACUGCGUGCGUGCAGGUGGAGGAUGAGGUCCAGACGCUGUCUCAGGUUCUGGCGGUGAAGGAGAGACAGCUGGCCGACAUCAAGAGGAAGUUGGGGGUGACGCCCUUCAACGAGCUCAAGCAGAACUUCAGCAAAACCUGGCAGGAGGUCACCACCUCGUCGGCGUACAAAAGGACAUCGGAGACGCUGUCGCACGCCGGCUGGAAGGCCACGGCGGCUUUCUCCACCAUGAGCUCGGCCCUCAGCCGCAAGCUGGAAGACGUCAGGUGAGCUAACGAGCAAACGCCGCGU
Molecule: messenger RNA, 291 nt
Organism: Hippocampus comes (tiger tail seahorse)
Lineage: Eukaryota; Metazoa; Chordata; Actinopteri; Syngnathiformes; Syngnathidae
Product: tumor protein D52-like
Exons: 2
Biological process (GO): B cell differentiation
Cellular component (GO): cytoplasm
Source: RefSeq, a predicted model, not a curated record